Messenger RNA from Scophthalmus maximus (turbot), 3711 nucleotides. RefSeq names its product gastric inhibitory polypeptide receptor (gene gipr). Gene Ontology annotation, biological process: cell surface receptor signaling pathway; adenylate cyclase-modulating G protein-coupled receptor signaling pathway. Gene Ontology annotation, cellular component: plasma membrane. The record is from RefSeq and is a predicted model, not a curated record. The transcript is spliced from 17 exons. NCBI's taxonomy places the organism in Eukaryota, Metazoa, Chordata, Actinopteri, Pleuronectiformes, Scophthalmidae. Bases 629 to 2185 code for a protein of 518 amino acids. Gene Ontology annotation, molecular function: G protein-coupled peptide receptor activity; peptide hormone binding; gastric inhibitory peptide receptor activity.
GGUGCGCGCGCGUUUGAGUGCGUGUGUGUGUGUGUGUGUGUGCGUGUGUGUGUGUGUGUGUGCGCGCACAUCAGCUGUUUUACAGUGAACACUGGACGUCUGAGUGAUCGCGUGGUGUGUCUGAUCAUGGGGACGUUAAUUAUUUGCGAGCCGCGGACCCCGGCAGUGGAAACGUGAAGGUCUCUGAAGGCUUUGCCUGUCACAUGCCGGCCCGCUAACUCGGUUACAGUAGCUACACACCGGUGUAUUGGGAGGAGGAUUAUAGACAGGAUUACUCCGGAGUCUUUCAUGUUUCCCACUUUGAUGGCUACAAAGUGACGGCGUUUAUCUGACUCACAAGCUGCACAGAGUUGACGUUCCGACGUCUUUUCACAACAAUGUUAGAGUGUCCGUUCCAGGCCCAUGAUCCUCAGUGGCAACUGAUUACCCCGAUAAUAUCUAAAACGCUUCUAUUAAAUAAGGCAGUGCAUCGCAGAAGGGAAGGGGACUGAUACAUUACGUGGCACUUCUCCCACUUUUUCCCCAACCCUGACGUUUGAGAUCACCCCCUGAUGACCUCUCAGUGACCCCGUGGUGUCCUCUCAAACCCCGAGAUGAUCGCUCUGCGGCCACCCAGUCACGCCCCCGAAUGAUGAAGGCCUCGGACACACUCACCAUCCUCUUCCUCUUCCACAGGACAGUGUGUGUCUCAGGGAGGACCAUGAACAACGUGGUGGAAGGAUGGAGCCACUACAGGAACGAAUGUCUGCUGCAGAUGAGUACAGAACCCAGACCCCGAGGAGUCUUUUGCAGUCGUAUGUUUGACAUGUACGCCUGCUGGCCAGAUGGACAACCCAACUCUACUGUCAAGGUGCCCUGCCCUUGGUACCUGCCCUGGCACAAGCAAGUGCAUAAUGGCUUUGUGUUGCGGGAGUGUGGCCCUGAUGGUCAGUGGGCCACCAGAAACUCCAGCCUCACCUGGAGGGACCACUCUCAGUGCGAAGCUGACCACAUCCAGGAGAGUUCUCAGGAGCAGCAGAUGAUGACCUUAGCGUACUUCAGAGUCAUAUACACAGUGGGUUACUGCGUCAGUCUGGCCGCUCUCUCUCUGGCUCUGAUAAUUCUGCUGUUUUUCAGGAAGCUACACUGCACUCGAAACUACAUCCACACCAACUUGUUUGCAUCGUUCAUUCUGCGGGCCGUUUCCAUCCUGAGCAGAGACGCUCUGCUGAGCCGAGACACGCCCGGGUUCAGGGACAACAGGGACGUCGCCAUCGUCCUCAGUGACCAGGCAGCGUCCGGCUGCCGCGUGGCUCAGGUGCUGAUGCAGUACUGUGUGGGAGCCAACUACUAUUGGCUGCUGGUGGAAGGCCUGUAUCUACACAACCUGCUGGUGCAGAUGGUGUUCUCUGAAAACCACUUCUUCUGUGGCUACCUGAUCAUCGGCUGGGGUAGCCCCGUGUUAUUUGUGAUUCCUUGGAUUAUUGUGCGUUACCUGUUUGAAAGCACAAGGUGUUGGGAGAUCAACGAGAACAUGGCGCACUGGUGGAUAAUCCGCACCCCCAUCCUGCUCGCCAUUCUGGUCAACUUCUUCAUCUUUAUCCGCAUCCUCCGUAUCCUUGUAGCCAAACUGAAAGCCCAUCAGAUGAGAAAAACUGACUACAAAUUCAGACUGGCCAAAUCCACCCUGACCCUGAUCCCUCUGCUGGGGGUCCAUGAAGUGGUCUUUGCAGUGUUGACAGAGGAGCACACAGACGGAGUCUUGCGCAACAUCAACCUUUUCUUCCAGCUCCUUUUCAGCUCUUUACAGGGUUUAUUUGUCGCCAUCCUCUACUGUUUCGUCAACAAGGAGGUGCAGGCAGAGAUAUGGAAGAAAUGGCACAGGUGGAAGGUGGGGAUGACUGACCUGGAUGACCUGAGAAACACUGGCAGCAACCUGCCACAGGUUGGUGCUGGCAUACCACUGUCCAGCCCGUACCAUCCGUCUCCCUGCCUUCCGCCAGCCCGCUGCCAAGAGGACCCCCGCCUCUCCACAAAGUCCCCCCAAUCUGCCCCUCCUCCCCCACGGUCCCCCCCUCCUCACCCCUACAGCCCACGUCAGGACCAGCCGGGAGCCACACAGCCGAAGACCAAGUGCUAUAUCUCUGCUCAUGGACAGGACAGAGGAGAAGAGAGUGAGGCCUUGUCCUGUGAAAGCCCCUGCUGAUAAGAGCACGUGGGACAAUCAGAUUCACUCACUGACUCACUGACUGUCGCGAUUGUAUUUAGUUUAAUACGACGUGGAGGCAGAGGCACGAUGAGUGCUUUAAGAAAUGGAUGGAUGGUUUACCUGUUCCUCCGGUGUCAGCGGUGGAUGACUUCAUACACGAAGUGUGUGUGGAAACAGUCCAUCAGCAAGUAGCUGACAAUGUUUUCUGACGCCUGUGUCAAAGAGGGGGAGGAAAUAAAGGACAAUUUUAAUUAUUGCCAUGGACAGAGCGACAUGGAUUUAUUUAUUUAUUUUUUUCAUGGAAAUGUGUCAAACAUGCUUUCAGGGAAAAGCCAAAUGUCAAUCGACUCAACAAUUCCGCCAUAUGCGCUCUAUAAAAUAUAUUAAUCUCAUUCAGCUCUCUACAGUGCACUUCUAGAUAAUCUGUUUGUCUCUUCAUCUUCAUCAGCAUUAUUAGUUUUUGUAUUAACUGAGUGUCGUUACCUUAGGUCCGUCCUCUCUCUGCCUGCACAGCUUUGCAGUAAUGGGGUCCUCUGCUAAAUGCAGAUCAAUCUCUUGUGAUGUGUGAGAUAUCUGAAUCUAUUUCCUGUGAUCCAGAUGAAGUUAACGGUAUGAUACAGGGGCCUCUAAAGCCAUUCAGUGGAGAUCGAGAGUACACACACCCAACAGCAAAAAUCAAGACAAGAGGCUGAGUACUACAGUUGCGAGUAAUCUAGAUAAUUUUAAAGGUGACAUAUUAUGGUCAUAUUCAGUUUCAUACUUUUAAUUUGGGUGACCACUUGAAAAGGUUUACAUGCUCUAAUGUUCAGAAAAGGCAUCAGUGUUCCUCAUUUAACCCUCUGUCUAAUUCGCCUGGAUUUAUUUUAGCUCCGCCUCCUGAUAAAUCAAAGUCUGCCCUGAUUGGCCAGUUGGUCCAGUCUGUUUUGAAUGGUCAGACGAUUUUAAAAUGUGUAGGAAAUGUCCCGACCCUUCACCAGAGUUGUGGAGAUUCUCAGAUUGGAGGCGAGGUUACCCCAAAUGAGUCCACCUGUGACAUCACGGUGGGAGCCAGGCUGUCGGGUUUAGCCAGCUCACAAAAAAACCCUCAUGGUGGCAGGGCAUCGCAGAUACACACAUUUGUGCACAAACACCGAAAAAGGGAUUUUUGCAUAUAUCACCUCUAAGUUAAAUCAAGAUCUACCUCAGAUUCUGAAACUGAACAUGGAAUGGUCUGUCCUGGUUUUCGUCCUCACAGCUCGGCAGAGAACUGUAAACCGAGUACAUUUGUUCCUGUGGAACCAUGUGGCUGAUUCCCUAUGGUUUUUCAGUUCAUUUCAUGUCCUGCAAUGAAAAAAUGAUGUUAAAAACUAAACAGUUGUCAACAUUGUUGUCCUUUUUUUUUUUUUUUUACAUUUUAAUGACUUUAAAUUUAAGUUGGUUCAGCCCAGAGCUGAACUCGCUGCUGUGCUCAAAUCAGCUCCUCCCUGUCAUUGUUGACUUGAAUCAUUGUGUUGAAACAUGCGUUACCUGUCAAAAGAGGUUUG